UGGUCGAAGGCCGCGAUAAUUUGCGUGUCAGGGACGAAAAUGCCUCAUUGGAGCUAAGCUAGAGGAUACCCAUUGCUUCGUCGCCAUCGAGAAUCGACGCUCUAGCAACCAUCCAACGUAUAUGAUGCAAUCCACAUCUUUCGAGCGUGGAAACCGGGGCCAGCAGGUGGGGCAGAACUACGGGACGAUCAACAAUGAAUUCCACUUGCCACUAGGUAAGAACGCCCGGAAACCCCACCGGCCCCCUUCGCGACCAUUCCCUUCUCGCGCGACCCCGAUUUCGUCAACCGCGGAGACAUUCUCGAGCAAAUUGGGCCAGCGAUGUUCCGAACCCGCGGCUUGUGUGGCGCUCGUCGGCCUCGGUGGGGUCGGCAAAUCGCAGCUAGCCAUCGAAUAUGCACACCGGAUUGCCAUAGGGCAGCCUGACAGAUGGGUGUUCUAGGUCCACGCUGGUACGUAGGCGCGCGUCGAAGAGGGCUUCAGGACAAUUGGCGACGCCGUCAAGCUGCCCGGCCGGAACCAACCCAAAGCGGACAUCGCACAGCUUGUUGCCGACGAUCUCGAUAUAUUUAUUAU
This is a messenger RNA of Chaetomium strumarium, 576 nucleotides long. RefSeq lists its product as uncharacterized. NCBI's taxonomy places the organism in Eukaryota, Fungi, Ascomycota, Sordariomycetes, Sordariales, Chaetomiaceae. The coding region runs from base 122 to 442 and encodes 106 amino acids. The record is from RefSeq and is a predicted model, not a curated record. The transcript is spliced from 4 exons.